AUGCCUCGCAACAAGUCCUCUCCCGCCGACGCCGAGCUAGACUUCGAGGCUUUCGAUCUCGAGGGCACGGGCGAGAAGGUGAGCGACAAGGAGAUCGCCUCCGUCCUCAAGUCGGUGCUGGGCGGGGCUCCGGCGCCCGCACCCAAGAGGAAGCCGCAGCAGGCUGCGCCGCUGCCUUCGAGGCAGCCACAGCAGGCGCCUCAGGCCAAGCCGCAGGCGCAUCAGGGCAAGGCCCGGCCCACGGACAAGCUGUCGGAGCGCGCACGGGAGUACGAGACGGCGGCGGUUCAUGCAACCCAGAGCGGCGAGACCGAGAUGGCGAUGCUCUGGCUUCAGCGUGGCAAAGCGCUCCAGGCGGCGGCGGAGGCCCUCCUGUCGCAGUAUCCGCACCCAACGGCGGCGGCGGCCGAUGCGGGCGGGCCGUCGUCGUCGGCGGGUCCUGCGCCGCCGGCGGCGACGCCGGACGACCCUAUUGACGCGGCCGAGGCGUACGCGCGCACCAUCGUCUCGCAGCGAGUGCUCGACUGGGAGGUUGGCCUCGCCUCGGCACAGUCGCAGGAGGAGGCGGAGGGCGCCGAGGUGCGAAUCGAGGCGCUCGAGACGCGCAGGGCGGUCCUCCUGGCCGAGGAGAGCGCGCUCGCGCCCGAGGCGCUCGUCGCGAGGCUGCAGGUGGCCAUCGUCGCGGAGAAGAAGGCGGCGCUGGCACACAAGGCAGCGGCGAGGACGCCCGAUGCGAUCCACGCCCUGCGCCGAGCAAAGCUGAUGACGGAGGAGGUGGAGGCGCUCGGGUGA
Emiliania huxleyi CCMP1516 is the source of this 792-nucleotide messenger RNA. RefSeq lists its product as hypothetical. The record is from RefSeq and is a predicted model, not a curated record. The transcript has a single exon. Bases 1 to 792 code for a protein of 263 amino acids. NCBI's taxonomy places the organism in Eukaryota, Haptophyta, Isochrysidales, Noelaerhabdaceae.